CUCACACUUUUGACGGACACCUGAACAACAGACCAGGAGCCUUUUCCCUGCGUUCUGAAGGGUUUUGUUUGUCAGACAAUCCGUGGACUUGCUAUUUAAGUUUUGUUCUGUCAUCAGGCAAAGAGCCAGCAUGUCGAUGGGCAUGGAGAUUGUGGGCAUUGCCCUUGGAGUCCUUGGAUUUAUCAUUGCUAUAGUUACAUGUGCCCUGCCAAUGUGGAGGGUGACAGCCUUCAUCGGAGCAAACAUCAUCACCGCUCAGACCAUCUGGGAGGGAUUGUGGAUGAACUGUGUCACCCAGAGCACAGGCCAGAUGCAGUGCAAGGUCUACGACUCAUUGCUGGCUUUGCCCCAAGAGCUGCAGGCCUCCAGAGCGAUGAUGAUCAUCGCCAUCAUACUUGGGGUAUUAGGGGUCAUGAUCUCCAUUGUCGGUGCCAAGUGCACGAACUGCAUUGAAGAUGAGCCAUCGAAGGCCAAAGUGAUGAUCAUCUCUGGAAUCUUCUUCCUCCUCGCUGGCCUUUUGGUCCUCAUCCCCGUCUCCUGGACCGCCAGUGUCAUUAUCAAGGAUUUCUACAACCCCCUCCUGACCAACGCACAGAGGAGGGAGCUGGGGGCAUCCCUCUACAUCGGCUGGGGGGCAGCUGCCCUGCUCCUGAUUGGCGGGGCAAUGCUGUGCAGCAGCUGCCCACCAAACGAAGAGAAGUAUAAGCCACCCCGGAUGGCGUACUCAGCCCCACGCAGCACCAGUGCAGGUGGAGGGUAUGACAGGAAAGAUUAUGUUUGAACGGCCCUGAAGUGGCUCACAGAUUGACUUGGAAAGGAAGAUAGAAUUAAUUGUUUGUUGCACAAGUGUUUUUAUGUGUGUGUGUGUGUGUGUGAGUUGAUUUUUGCUGUCUGAAACCACAGGGUGAAUCUCACGAAAAGACUCCAAGAUGAAGAUGUAUGUACAAAUAUUGAUCUUUCUGCUUUGCUUUUGGCUGACAUGAAUAUUUACAUCAUUUUAAUGCCUUUGCUGCACUAUAAAUCAGUAGUUGUGCCUUGUUAAAGAGGCCCUCAUUUCCAGACUAUGAACAUGAGAGCCUGUUUUCCAGUAAAACCUAAUUUCAUUCUUUUGAAAUGUCAAAAUGCAUUCCACAGAGCAAAUGUUGUAUUUAUUCAAAAACUUCUGUGGCAUUACGUGGAUUUGAAAACUGCCUGCUACUUGUGUGUGUGGCUUUAUCAUUAGCCGGUUGGUGUCAUGUUUCACUGAAACUCCCAGUUAAAACACUGUGUGUCACUUCAAUGACAAUGACGAGGAAGAGCCAGGUGUCAUUUUACAUGGAUUUGGUUGCGUGAUUGUUUGCGUGCAAGACUGUGUGUGCGUGUGUGUGUGUGUGUGUGUUUUGCAUGUAAUAUUUGCUUAGGAGAGUUUCUGCUGAGACUGAAACUAAAGAUGGAUCCAGGAUAGGGCCCCAGGUAAAAACUCAAUCUUACUCACAUUUUUACUGUUUUACGACAAGGAGACUGUUUCAGUUGGCAUGCAAGGUCUGACUUUUUAUGUGUCCAUAUGUGUGUUUAUUUUACACUUCUGUGACAAAAUGUUUUUUUAAUGUAUUGAAACGCCACAUUAUUGCGCUGUGUGUCUGUUUUUCAAAUAGAUUGGUAUUGUUGUGUCUUUAUUUCAAACAUUUUUGUAUGUUUUUCUAUUAUUUGAGAUUUUAACCAAUUCCCUGUACAGUCUUAUGUAUAUCAAACAAAGAAACAAAGGAUGUCUUUAGUUUGUGUGUGUGUGUGUGUGUGUGUGUGUG
Messenger RNA from Xiphias gladius (swordfish), 1784 nucleotides. Its product is annotated as claudin-3-like. Gene Ontology annotation, molecular function: structural molecule activity. Lineage: Eukaryota; Metazoa; Chordata; Actinopteri; Istiophoriformes; Xiphiidae. The transcript has a single exon. The record is from RefSeq and is a predicted model, not a curated record. Bases 131 to 781 code for a protein of 216 amino acids. Gene Ontology annotation, biological process: cell adhesion; bicellular tight junction assembly. Gene Ontology annotation, cellular component: plasma membrane; bicellular tight junction.